Messenger RNA from Botrytis porri, 1641 nucleotides. RefSeq lists its product as uncharacterized. NCBI's taxonomy places the organism in Eukaryota, Fungi, Ascomycota, Leotiomycetes, Helotiales, Sclerotiniaceae. The transcript has a single exon. The record is from RefSeq and is a predicted model, not a curated record. The coding region runs from base 1 to 1641 and encodes 546 amino acids.
AUGACCUCCCCCACGGACCUCACAGAAGACAUGACGAUCUCGUCCCCCCUUACACAACAAGAAGCCCAACCAUCAUUCCACCGCUUCAUAGAACUCCCCAACGAGAUCCGAGCCAAAGUCUGGAAAUACUGUUUACCCGAACCACGAAUCGUGCACAUGUCAUCAAAGCACACACGGGCACAGCUGUAUUUCUUUCUGCAGCGCCCCGAAACAUGGAUACAGAGACGUCUCGAAUUUUCCUUUUACGAAAAUGGGAAUGACCUAUACCGAGGCGACCAGACACAGCCCGAGAAAUCUCCUCUUCGACAUGUCUGUCAGGAAUCUCGCAAAACCUGGCAGGAUAGCUAUAGCAUACCCGAGAUCCAAUUGUCGCAUCAAAUGAGAGUCAAGUUGGAUGUGCAGCCGCAGGUUUUUAGUCGCUGCAGAAAUGGUGAAUGUAUAUCGCUCCGGGCUCGUUAUCCCGCUCCAGCCCAUAUGAUACCACACAGUCACAAAUAUUAUCAGAUGUCGGAUGGGAGGUUAUUCUACCUUAUUGUUCGUGGUCUUAUUGAUAUGAAGCGCGAUACUUUGAUCAUGGAUCCCGUACUUUUUUCCUUGCUCAAUGGGGAUUUGGGAUUAGAUCUUAACAUCUCAAAACUAAGGUCCAUAGCAUAUACUUCCAGCAUUGAGCAUCGUCCAGCGUGGAAGCCACCGAGAGAUGAUGGAAGGUAUCAGAUAAUCGAGGACUUUCAACUCUUUUUAUCUGAACUACACGAUGGCUUUCAUGUGAAAGAUCCCGAUAUUAACGAGAAUCUUGUCGUGGAACAAGCGAACGAUGCAAGGGAUGCUCUCGUGAGUAUUGAGAAAGUGGAAGAUAUGCCUAUAGAGAAGAAGUAUAUCGCAAGCAGAGAUAUGUGGAACUUCAUUACCAAGUGCUGCCCACAAAUCUCCAGUAUUCAAUACAUCCUUCUUGGGGAAAGAAACACUGCCAUCUACUCAAAUAUGGGAGAUAGGGAAAUCUUCGGUUGGGGUAAUCUACAUUGGCUAAAGUAUCAAUGGGAAAUCCACGAGCAUCAUCUCUUGCCACUCUAUCCUUCCGUCCGGAAGAUUAUCAUGAGCCCGGAGAACACACCAAUACACAGUCAGGGCUGGGGGAUUGAAGCCAAAUCCGGGUUGCCGAUUGUUGGAAUUCAACAUCAUUUUAGCACUAAAUUUAACCACGGGGUGCAAUUGGAAAAGGAUUUUCAAGAUUACUUGAAGCAAUAUGAGCGCUCUGGUAAUCGUAAAUUCUGGCACGACUUAAAAUUUCAAGUUUGUGCUUUAGGAGAUGCUGUGUAUCUAGGUGAUUUCUAUCAAAUUGCCCAAGACCAUGAUCAUGCAGACACGGACAUGGAUGGAAAAAUUGUCGACGUAGAACCCGAAGGUGAAAUACCAUUUGAGUUUACCAGUGGUUAUGUCUCACCAUCUUCUUCGUCUUCGUCUCUACCUUCCAAUCCAGAAGAAUGCGAGUCUGAAAACUCCAUUCCUCAAAAUAAGGGACAGAUAGUCAAAGCUCCAACGAGAGGAGUUGAGAGAAGUUUUCUUUGUCUGGAAAUGGGUAUUUAUAUCCACUGGGAUCCCAGGGGAGCACCCGUUCAAGUCACUCGAAGAGUACGACAGUGA